GUGACUGGGUCUAACAAGGGAAUUGGUUUGGGCGUUGUAAGAGGGUUGUGCAAGCAGUUUGAUGGUGAUGUAUAUCUGACAGCACGUGAUGAGAAGCGUGGCACAGACGCUGUGGCAGAACUUCAACGCGAAGGUCUGUCACCAAAGUUCCACCUUCUGGACAUCAGCGAUCAUGCUAGCAUUGAGAGACUGCGAGACUUCCUCAAGCAGCAGUAUGGGGGGCUAGAUGUGUUGGUGAACAAUGCCGGGAUAGCUUAUAAGAAUUCUUCAACUGCAUCAGCAGCUGAACAAGCUGAGAAUACAAUGGCUGUGAAUUUCUUUGCCAACCUGAAUGUUUGUAAGACUAUGUUCGACAUACUGAAGCCACAUGCAAGAGUUGUGAACGUCAGCAGUGUUGCUGGGCUUCUCCAAAGGCUUAGCAAUCCGGAAAUGAAGAAGAAAAUCGCUUCCAAUGAGUACAACAUUCCUCAACUAGAGCAAAUAGCUAAACAAUAUGUGGAAGAUGUGAAAGCUGGUGUCCAUGCUGAGAAGGGUUACCCAAAGUCUCAUUAUUCCAUGACCAAGUUGUUGCUCACUGCUUUGUCCAGAGUGCAAGCUCGUGAGCUGCAGAACCGCAAUCAGGACAUUGUUCUCAAUGCGUGCUGUCCAGGAUAUGUCAGUACAGAUAUGUCAAGUCAUGGUGGAACUAAAACUAUUGAUGAAGGAGCUGACACGCUUAUCUACCUUGCAUUGCUGCCACCCAACGUCAAUUCACCUAUCGGAGAGUUUGUGGAGAAUAGGAAAAUUAGUGAUUGGACAGCAUAGAAGACCACGGAUCCAUAAACCAUGACUUGUUCACCUCCGACCAUGUGUGUGCCGGCGUGAAGCUAGAUCCAGCAGUAGUAAAUAUAUUAUAGUAUGGUUAUUAUAUUGCACACUGCAGAUGAUAACUGUAAUGAUGUAACGUUAUGACAUGCGUGCACGAGAGUGUACGAGAUUCUACGAGAGGCCGCGAGCAUGCACGUAGGCUCUCUCUGCUACGUGUGCUUGAAAGCGUGAGCUGUGUUUGGGCAUGGCUCCUCAGUAUAAUAUAUAUUAUACCAACUAACAACAUGUGUUAAUCCAUAAUAUUACAAUAACAUAAUAUUACUAUACGCGUAUUGCAGACAAUCGCCGUGAUAUUUUGUACAAUCUAUAUGUAUUAUGAUAUCAUCAUAAUUAUGCACAUCGCAGACAAUAACUAUGAUAGAGGGGGAACGGGGGGUACAUUCCCACUUCCCCAGCAAAAAAAACACCCCAUAUCCCAGUUUCCAGUAAAAUAAA
This is a messenger RNA of Priapulus caudatus, 1302 nucleotides long. RefSeq names its product carbonyl reductase [NADPH] 1-like. Lineage: Eukaryota; Metazoa; Priapulida; Priapulimorpha; Priapulimorphida; Priapulidae. Gene Ontology annotation, molecular function: carbonyl reductase (NADPH) activity. The record is from RefSeq and is a predicted model, not a curated record.